AUGUGGAACAAGCCCCUCGACUUCUGCGGCUACCUGUCCCUCCUGUGGCGCUCCGACCUGCAGCAGGACGAGAGCAAUCCCGUCUACCCCCCGCCCGGCGUGGACGCGAGCGCCCUCGACGACGACCCCAUCGCCCUGUACCGGGCCUGGUCCCAGCUGACGGUGCUCCCUGCCCAGAAGCCCUACCUCCUCCUGAGCCCGCGGAAGCUCGUGGCCCUCGGCCACUGUGGCCACCUCACUACCGCCUAG
Penicillium macrosclerotiorum is the source of this 249-nucleotide messenger RNA. RefSeq lists its product as uncharacterized. The transcript has a single exon. Bases 1 to 249 code for a protein of 82 amino acids. The record is from RefSeq and is a predicted model, not a curated record. NCBI's taxonomy places the organism in Eukaryota, Fungi, Ascomycota, Eurotiomycetes, Eurotiales, Aspergillaceae.